This is a messenger RNA of Chlamydomonas reinhardtii, 4501 nucleotides long. RefSeq lists its product as uncharacterized. The record is from RefSeq and is a predicted model, not a curated record. The transcript is spliced from 11 exons. Lineage: Eukaryota; Viridiplantae; Chlorophyta; Chlorophyceae; Chlamydomonadales; Chlamydomonadaceae. Bases 104 to 2959 code for a protein of 951 amino acids.
CAGGCGCGCCGACUUUGCCACCCAGGGCUCCGGGUGGCAACGUCGCGUUGAACGGCGUUCGCGGGCCCGGUGCCUCUUGAUUUGGAAGAAGCACCUAAUAGGAAUGGAGCCGUCUAGCUCGGAAGAGGUUGGCCUGGAGCAGGGCGAGGCCCGCAAGGAUUUGGACAUAACUGAGACGGUUUUGAAGAAGGGGACGCUGUCGCUGUCAUCUGAUGAGGCCGUAAUAGUAAGGUUCCUGUUGGCGCUGGGCGAGAAGUGGAGGCGUCACGGCCGGGAGGAGCUCGUAAGGGAGCUAAGAACGGCCAGGGAACGGGGGGACAAGUUGACGCUUUUCGCCGGCAUUGCGGAUAAGCUGGUACGGCUGGAGCUGCCACCCAUGGCCAGGCCCCAGGCAAUGGGCGAUGAGGUGGGGGAUGUGGCGCCGGACGUGGAGGAGAGCAUCAUGGGCAUGGUGGAGGACAACGAGAUCGUGUCCCUGUCCGCGAUCCUGGAGCUGAAGGGCGCGUGCCUGGAGGAGGGGGAGUCCGGUGGCGUGGAGGAUGGGCGGCCAGCUUCAUCGACUACGGCAGCAGCCGCGGUGGAGGGCACUGCGGUGGCUGCACCACCAUUGAAUGUGGUGACGCCAAAGGAGGGAAUGGCUGAUGUGGAAGCAGCAAGCAGUGGUGCUGGUGCUGCCCGCUCUGGCACUGAUGUUGUGACAGACCUGCCGGAGCCCGGGGUUGCUGCUGGAGAGCUAACCGAUGGCACCUUGCUGAGGGAGCUGUACAUCGCCCUGCGAGUCCCCGAUGCCCUCCGCGACCUACUGCGAGGCAACGUGCGGCAACUGCGGCCGAACGUGCUCGACGCGUGCAAUGCGCGCGCCAAAGCUCGUGCGGCGUUGGACCUGGAGGCGCAAUCUGCGGGGAGACCCCGCACAUCAGCGGAGCUAGCGCUGACCGUGUACUGGGACAUGACGGGCAGGGCAUGCCUGUUCUGGAUUGACAUGACGGGGACUGACGGCGUGUUCAACCCAGUCCUCCUGGUCCUGUAUGUGCCGGGGCCGGUGAUGCAGAGCAAGUACCCGGUGUUGGUGCGAGCGGCGCGCAACAUGCAGCGGCGCCUGAUGGAGGCGCAGACGCUGAAGAAGGUCCCCCGUGGUCGGCUGAAAGAGUGUGGCGGCGAAACUCACAUGGCAGGCUACCGGCAUGUGCAGACCAACAAGGCGAGCCGCGUGACCAUGUUCCUGUUGGCGCUGGGCGAGAAGUGGAGGCGUCACGGCCGGGAGGAGCUCGUAAGGGAGCUAAGAAGGGCCAGGGAACGGGGGGACAAGUUGACGCUUUUCGCCGGCAUUGCGGAUAAGCUGGUACGGCUGGAGCUGCCACCCAUGGCCAGGCCCCAGGCAAUGGGCGAUGAGGUGGGGGAUGUGGCGCCGGACGUGGAGGAGAGCAUCAUGGGCAUGGUGGAGGACAACGAGAUCGUGUCCCUGUCCGCGAUCCUGGAGCUGAAGGGCGCGUGCCUGGAGGAGGGGGAGUCCGGUGGCGUGGAGGAUGGGCGGCCAGCUUCAUCGACUACGGCAGCAGCCGCGGUGGAGGGCACUGCGGUGGCUGCACCACCAUUGAAUGUGGUGACGCCAAAGGAGGGAAUGGCUGAUGUGGAAGCAGCAAGCAGUGGUGCUGGUGCUGCCCGCUCUGGCACUGAUGUUGUGACAGACCUGCCGGAGCCCGGGGUUGCUGCUGGAGAGCUAACCGAUGGCACCUUGCUGAGGGAGCUGUACAUCGCCCUGCGAGUCCCCGAUGCCCUCCGCGACCUACUGCGAGGCAACGUGCGGCAACUGCGGCCGAACGUGCUCGACGCGUGCAAUGCGCGCGCCAAAGCUCGUGCGGCGUUGGACCUGGAGACGCAAUCUGCGGGGAGACCCCGCACAUCAGCGGAGCUAGCGCUGACCGUGUACUGGGACAUGACGGGCAGGGCAUGCCUGUUCUGGAUUGACAUGACGGGGACUGACGGCGUGUUCAACCCAGUCCUCCUGGUCCUGUAUGUGCCGGGGCCGGUGAUGCAGAGCAAGUACCCGGUGUUGGUGCGAGCGGCGCGCAACAUGCAGCGGCGCCUGAUGGAGGCGCAGACGCUGAAGAAGGUCCCCCGUGGUCGGCUGAAAGAGUGUGGCGGCGAAACUCACAUGGCAGGCUACCGGCAUGUGCAGACCAACAAGGCGAGCCGCGUGACCAUGUAUGCGCACACAUCGAGGAGCCACGAAGCGCGGGUGGUCAUUGGUGCGUUCGGCCUGUGCAUCGCCAUGCUGCUGCUGGCGAUGUGGGACUACCUCGUGACGAGCGCGAAGGAGACCGUCGCGGGUACGCCUGCAAUCCUGGCGACAGGGGCGCCAUGGGGCCUGGUUCCGGUUGGGCUGGACUACUUCACACACCCGCAUCUGGACCCGGACGACGCAACGCCAACUGUCGUGUUCCUGGCUCUGUGGAAGUCGGCAACAGGGCGCCGGUGCAAGGACUUCCUGGACGAUGUGGAGCGUGCGGCGCAUGUCAGCCGCAACCUGUUCACAUUUGGUGGGGUCAGCGCCUACACCCGCACCCAGGACAGCGACCUGCUGGUGUUCGACGCGCGGCAGGUGGUGCACGGUGCUGACUUGCGUGUGCCACUUAACGCUAAAUUCGAUGAGGCGGGCAUGCCGUGCGGCGUGACGGUGGGCUCUGGCGUUGUGUCACGCCAGUCUGAUGUGAAAGUGGGGAGGGCCGAGGCACGUGGGCGGUUGGAGUUGGCGGCGGAGGGCAAGACCGCAUCUCUGCAUGUCAUGUGCAAGCGCGGUGAGGAGUUUGAGGCGGAGAUCCUGCGCAUGGCCGCAAGCGCGGGGUGUGAGGCCGAGGCUGGAUGUCAUCCGCCAUCCCAGAAGCGGGCUGCGGGUGCGGCCCUGCCACAGUCAGCUAUAAAGGGCCGCCGGGCGCAGGGCAGUGGUGGGAAGUGCUGAGCGGGCGGAUCAGCCAUGCACGGCUGGUCGCAAGCAUGUAUCGUUGUUGUUAUGAGUUCCAUAGGUAAACAAACAAGAGGCCGGUAGAUCAAUACUGUACUGAUGGGAAACUUGUGUCUCAGAUGCUGGGAAGCUUCCGGUGCAGGGCUGCGUGCGCUGUCGGCAGCCGGGAAGUUUUCUUUAGUGGAAAGGCGGGAAGGGGGCUGGGGCUGCAUCGUCAUACGGCACCGGUGCAGGGCUGCGUGCGCUGCCGGAAGCAGGGAAGUUUUCUUUACUGGAAAGGCGGGAAGGGGGCUGAGGCUGCAUCGUCAUACGGCACCGGUGCAGGGCUGCGUGCGCUGUCGGCAGCCGGGAAGAUUUCUUUAGUGGAACGGCGGGAAGGGGGCUGGGGCUGCAUUGACAUACGGCACCGGUGCAGGGCUGCGUGCGCUGUCGGCAGCCGGGAAGAUUUCUUUAGUGGAACGGCGGGAAGGGGGCUGGGGCUGCAUCGUCAUACGGCACCGGUGCAGGGCUGCGUGCGCUGUCGGCAGCCGGGAAGUUUUCUUUAGUGGAACGGCGGGAAGGGGGCUGGGGCUGCAUCGUCAUACGGCACCGGUGCAGGGCUGCGUGUGCUGUCGGCAGCCGGGAAGUUUUCUUUAGUGGAAAGGCGGGAAGGGGGCUGGGGCUGCAUCGUCAUACGGCACCGGUGCAGGGCUGCGUGCGCUGUCGGCAGCCGGGAAGUUUUCUUUAGUGGAACGGCGGGAAGGGGGCUGGGGCUGCAUUGACAUACGGCACCGGUGCAGGGCUGCGUGCGCUGCCGGCAGCCGGGAAGUUUUCUUUACUGGAAAGGCGGGAAGGGGGCUGGGGUUGCAUUGACAUACGGCACCGGUGCAGGGCUGCGUGCGCUGUCGGCAGCCGGGAAGAUUUCUUUAGUGGAACGGCGGGAAGGGGACUGGGGCUACAUCGUCAUACGGCACCGGUGCAGGGCUGCGUGCGCUGUCGGCAGCCGGGAAGAUUUCUUUAGUGGAACGGCGGGAAGGGGGCUGGGGCUGCAUUGACAUACGGCACCGGUGCAGGGCUGCGUGCGCUGCCGGCAGCCGGGAAGUUUUCUUUACUGGAAAGGCGGGAAGGGGGCUGAGGCUGCAUCGUCAUACGGCACCGGUGCAGGGCUGCGUGCGCUGUCGGCAGCCGGGAAGAUUUCUUUAGUGGAACGGCGGGAAGGGGGCUGGGGCUACAUCGUCAUACGGCACCGGUGCAGGGCUGCGUGCGCUGUCGGCAGCCGGGAAGUUUUCUUUAGUGGAAAGGCGGGAAGGGGGCUGGGGUUGCAUCGUCAUACGGCACCGGUGCAGGGCUGCGUGCGCUGUCGGCAGCCGGGAAGAUUUCUUUAGUGGAACGGCGGGAAGGGGACUGGGGCUGCAUCGUCAUACGGCACCGGUGCAGGGCUGCGUGCGCUGUCGGCAGCCGGGAAGUUUUCUUUACUGGAACGGUUGGUGGCCCCGGAAGACACAAGCCCAGAAGACAUCAUCAUGUUACAGACUGCAUCAGCCGCGUGAGCGGCUACCC